AUGAUUGAUUCUGAAACAUUCAAGAAGAACUCACCCUUUAAGAUCACUCAUAAUGAUUCAGCAUCCAACUAUAACUUGGAAAAUACUACUACUGAUUUAUUGAAAUUUCAAUUACAAGAACAAUAUCGAUCCAAAUUACUGGAACUUCGUGAAUCAAGAUUUCCUGAACAUUCAAAUAAUGAUUUAAGCCUUUUGCAUACUACCAUCUUAAAUGAUUCAUUUAGUUCUCAUCUUCAAUCAAACUUGGAUAAAGGUCAUGUUACCAUCGGUAAUGAUUCAUCCGUUUCAUCAUUAAGUAUGAUGUCAAAUACUCCACCAUCUGAUUCUUCAGAAAGUUUCGAAAUAGAAUCAUUCAUUGAUAAUACUUCUAAUAAACAAAAUUAUUUGAAUUUAAAAGUAUUGAUUGAAAAUUCAAUAUUCGAUACUAAUAAAAUAAAUAAUAAUGCUAUCAUGUCAUUAUCAAGGUUACAACAAGUCAAGAUUUUAAUCGAAGAGAAGAAAGAGAAACAACAAUAUCUCUUAGCAAAGACAACUAUCUCUCAACAGUUUAUUCAUGAAAUAAUAUUAUCCCAAUCCAAUAAUGAAUUAGAAGAGACGAGCAAUAACCAAGAUGAUGAUGAAUUGGAUUCAAAGUUACUUUCGAAGGUUUUAAAACUGACAACAUCAUUACAAGAUCAAUUAUUGACAGUUAAUUUAGAAUUAGAAUCAUUAACUACUCAAUUGAAUAAUCAUAAUAUGGCUUGUUUAGUUUUGGGGUAUGUUGAAGAUGUUAGAUUGUCAUCAUCAACUGAUCUUUCUCAACAACAACAUCAACAACAGAUCCCUAUUGUAACUGAUGAUUUAGUUACUUCAUCUCCUGAUCAUACACCAUUAAAAUCAUCCAUGUCAUUACAAACUAUAAAUCCAAGAUCAGAUUCAUUAUAUCAAUCAUUUGAUGUAUUAUUUUCUCAUAUUGCUUCUAUUGCUGCCCAUAGAAAUGUCCAAUUACCGAAUCCACCAUCCACCAAUGAUUCUAUUGAUUCAAGAAUCAAAUGGGCUUGUAAUUGUAUUGAUAAAAUAAGUCAAACUAAUGGUCAUACUCCACCCCUCACAUCAUCAUCAUCAAUUCAAACUACUCCAUCAAAAAAUGUAAGUUUCUCUCAUGAAAAUUCAUUCUUUUCAAAUUCAUCUCCUAAAAAUGCAACUGAUAAAGCAUUACUUGAUUAUAAAACUGCUUUAACCGAUUUAAGAUUUUCUUAUCAAUAUUUAACGAAAGAAUAUGAAUUUUCUCGAGAUAAUUCUCAAAAGCUUAUACAAGAAUAUAGAAAGAAGAUAAAUCAAUUAGAAAAGGAAGUAUCACAUUCAAAGAGUUCAACCUCUCAUCAACUCAAUAAUACCAACAACCCUAAUAACACUAAUAACAUAUCUGACUCCAAUUCUAAUAUAAUCCAAUUAAAGGAUAAAGAAAUAUCAAAACUUCGUCGAGAAUUAAAUCUCUUGAAAAUUGAUAAAUUAGGUGCCAAACAUGCUAACAAUUCCCAAUUUUCAUUAAUAAGUUCACCAAAAUUAGUAAGUGAUAACCUUACUACCUCUGUCUCACCAUUUACUAGUGAGUUAUUAUCGGCUCCAAAUCAUGACGAACCAGAAGUGGAAGAUCAACGUCUGGUGAAUAGUGGAUUAUCCCCAUCUAGACCAAACUCAUAUGGAGGUAUGAGUAGUGCUAUCUUACGAAAAGAAUUUAAAAAGAUUAUAAGUGAUAUGCAAGAUCAAUAUGAAGGAGAAUUAAGUGAAGAGAAAUUCAGAAGAAAACAAUUACAACUGGAAAUUGAUAAGUUGAAACGCGCCUAA
Scheffersomyces coipomensis is the source of this 1827-nucleotide messenger RNA. RefSeq names its product Pea2p (gene PEA2). The transcript has a single exon. The record is from RefSeq and is a predicted model, not a curated record. The coding region runs from base 1 to 1827 and encodes 608 amino acids. NCBI's taxonomy places the organism in Eukaryota, Fungi, Ascomycota, Pichiomycetes, Serinales, Debaryomycetaceae.